UGCAGAUGGCAGAAAGCUAUCUGCUGCGAAACGUCUACAAAACCAUUGACGCGUAAAUAAACAAAAACCGAGAAUUAUCGUAAAUCCUGGGGAUUCAAUGAGAUUUUCUUAAUUAUUUUUACACCUUUUUGAAAAUGUCAGACAAAAAAAGACAGGCUCUUCGUAAUUUUUAUAAUCUACCUGUACGUACACCAUCUUCAUCAACUGUUUCGACUUCUAGAUCUGUAUCCAAUGGAAGUAACCUUUACUCAAGUGAAGAAUCAAAUGCAAAAGAGAUAGAUCCUGCUUUCUCAAAUUCAGAUUUCGAUAUAAAUGUUUACUUAAAGAGUCUUCAGCAUAAGCUAUCUCCCAACGAGGUUCUGCUACGUCAAAAGCAGCUUGUAUCAUCCAUUCAAGAGAUUUCAGGAGAUCAUAAAUCUUUGGUUUAUAAUCACUAUACGCAUUUGCUACACGCUAGUUCUGCUAUCGAAUCACUUUCAAAGGAUUUGAACGAUUUGCUUCCGGAACUCCAAAAAUUCGAAGAAGAACAAGUUGAUGGUCCAGUCAUGGCUUCCGAGAGCUCUUCUUCCUAAUGAGUUUCAUUUGUACUGUUCGACUGCGAUAUUGAAUGAUAAAUCUACCGUUUCAUAAUUCUUCUAGAGACUCCAAUUCCUCGUUCGUCGUUCCUCCUUCAAGCGUUCUUCUAAAGUCUUAAUAUUUCCGCUUAAUUCUCUCUUUCUUUUUAUUUUCUUAUAUACAUUUGCUUUUUUUCCAAACAUCGGUUUAAUCGUUGGGUCACGGUAGAGUUCGGUAU
Molecule: messenger RNA, 793 nt
Organism: Schizosaccharomyces octosporus yFS286
Lineage: Eukaryota; Fungi; Ascomycota; Schizosaccharomycetes; Schizosaccharomycetales; Schizosaccharomycetaceae
Product: GARP complex subunit Vps51
Exons: 1
Coding region: 135-572 (145 amino acids)
Source: RefSeq, a predicted model, not a curated record